Ricinus communis (castor bean) is the source of this 1105-nucleotide messenger RNA. RefSeq lists its product as uncharacterized. The coding region runs from base 779 to 955 and encodes 58 amino acids. The record is from RefSeq and is a predicted model, not a curated record. Lineage: Eukaryota; Viridiplantae; Streptophyta; Magnoliopsida; Malpighiales; Euphorbiaceae. The transcript has a single exon.
CCAUCUAUGCCAUGGCCAUGGUCAUGGCAUACCCAUCAUCCAAGUUUUGCAGUAUUCCAAUAUAAUAUCGCUGAUGACAAAAGAAAUAUAAGGUUUGACAUGGAUAUGGCGUUGCAUUUGGGGCUCUCAUUAAAGAUCAAAACUGAACUAAUUUGUUUCCCAAAAUAGCUAGACAUUCUACUAAUACAAUAACCUCCUUUGCAUCUAGUCCACAUUUUUUCUUUUCUUUGCCACACCCAUUGAGUUGGGAACUCAACAUAUGUUAAAAUUCUAGCAUCUUGAAAAAGAUUAUUAGUAUUCAUUCAUUAUGUAAAAAUAGUACAUUCAAAAUAUGAUUUCUAAAUGGUCUUUAACUUCCCACUAAAAAUGGCAAGAACAAUAGUGACCAUAUUUGUUUUCUUACAUCCAUUCUUUCUGUCAAGGGUUAGAAAAGAAAACGAAAAAGAAGAAGCAAUAUCCAACUAUAGAAAGCAAAAAGAGUCUUCAGCCAAAAUAACUAACUUAAUACUAUCAGUCAAAAAAGAUUAGAGGUUUAAAGGAAAAAUAAACUAAAUUAAGCAAUGGCCGUUGAGGCAAUUUCACUAAAAAUAUCUAAGUCCUUCCUAACAAUGUGUUUUAGUUUAAAAUGAAGAGGGGGAAACGACACAGCAACAUUCAUUUAAAAUAAGUAAAUAGCUGUUUGACGUAAACUACUAAAAAAUGAUCAUCUUUAAUAAGCUAAUAUCUAAGGAGAAAUGCAGGAAAGAUAAUAAAGAAAGAAAGUAAGUAAAAAAGAAAGAUGGAUUCAGGGCUAUCCUGGGCUGACCAAUGGGACUAUGACACCCCUGACCCUCCUCCGCAGCCAGAAUCGGAAAAAGACAAGAACAAAGACAAGAAUGGAAACAAGAACAAGCUUAGGAAGAAAAUACUUAGCUUCCAAUGGAUGAAAGAUUUACGCAAGAAAUCUCAAAAAUAAAAACGUUGUUGCCAGAUUUGCUGUUUUCCUCCUGAAAAGGAUUCAUUGUCAUCAUAGUUAUUUACCUGUAAACUAUUAUUAGCAUCCUGUCGUGUGUUACUUCCCUUCUUGAUUCAAUAAGAAAGUUUUAUCUUCAGUUUUCUUAGAAUA